AUUGCAUUGAAUUUGAAUUCAAGUUAUGCACCAAAUGAAGUUGAAAUUUCUAGAACGGAAUACAUCCACGUCAAUGUUAAAGUUCGCGUCGCCUGACUUUCUUUCAAUCAUUCGUUGUUUGAGAAACUUGACACGCUAGCUUGGCUUAGCUGUACAGCAUGCUAGCUUUAAGAUUUACAUAUACUCAAAAGAGAGCCAGAGUAUUAAAUACCUAACUUGGUAGAGAAAUAAUUGUUACGAUUGACAAGCAGCCAAGUCAACAUCUGGGCGCUGCAUGCAACAAACAGCACAGCCUUCGGAUCUGGACAGAUCUAGACGCUACUAUCCUUCCUCCUUCAUCACCCAUGCUAUAUGUAUCUUCAACAAUAUCAUCUCGAUAUUCUUAAUCCGGCCUAGUGCGCUCUUUGUAUCCCUACGUCAGACAAUGGUCCUCGACCGUACCCUUCCAGAUUCUAUUCGAAUUUGAAGAACAUAUAUGUAACGGUGAGAAUCUGAGUAGGACAGUCUGUUUAUCUUAUAUUUCCUUUGAGCCUUGUCCUAGUCGCACGUGUUGUGAGGUACCUCGAGCCAUCGCGCCAGUCCCCUAUUUCUUUUUAUUAUUUUGGUUUCUUUAAGCCCAGUACGACGUACCGAACAAGCCGAGACUCCAAACCGUUUAUACCGAUACUGCCUUCGCAACCUAUCAUGGACGCCCAACCGUCGUUCGGAACUGCCACUGGCAGCGAUUAUUUCCAGCGACCCCAGUCACAACCUGGAUCGCAACCUGCGCCGAGUCAGAAUGAAUCAAAGAAACAUCUUCGAAUGUGUUGGAUCUGCCAUGACGAAGUAGAACCGACGUAUGAAGAGACGGGUUUCUUAGACGGCCUUCGUAAUCGACGGCCAAAAAGGCAUUAUGUUUCCGAGGAUGGAGGCCGCCUCAUCAAUCCGUGCCUCUGUAAAGGCAGCGUUAAAUACGUCCACGAAGAUUGCUUGAAACUCUGGAUGAACGAAAACCCCAACGCUUGGAAGUGUGGUCGAUGUCAUUAUCAGUAUAGGAUGGAGCGGUUUACGUGGGCCCAACGGCUCCGCAGCCCACUCGUAGCUCUCGGGCUCACCAUCCUUAUCCUCCUCGUUACGAUAUUUCUACUUGGGUUUGUAGCCGACCCUCUUCUCAACUUGUGGCUUGAUCCUGUUGGUACCAUAACAGAGUCGGUCACGACAGGUCACAUUAGUUUAGAUGACGAUAUUGAUCUACUAUCCGAGGAAUCGGGUUGGUUCGGUCACUUCAUAAAAGGACUUUUCUCGCUGGGCUUGCUUGGAUUCGUCAAGGCGUUCCUUGUUAUGAGUCCGUGGCAAUGGUGGAACUUGCGGACUAGUGGCAUCAUAGGUGGAGGUGGAGGUCGUCGUGCUGGAACUGGGCGUGAGCGCAUGGAAAGUAUCAACUUGGCUCUCGUCGUCAUUGGUGUCUUCACAUUCUUAUAUACGGUGUGGAAAGCUACACGAAAGUGGACCGAGAGGACUCUCGAUAGGGCGAGCCAGAGGAUCCUAAAUGUCCAGCGCGAUAAUGAUGAUAAUAGCGCUGACGAUAGCGAUGACGAAGAUUAGUCUAGAUAGGAAGAGCUAUAAACAAUAUCUUGACUCUUAUUCGUGUGCGAUGUAUAUAAAUUGUGAAGUAACUUUGCUAUCUUACCCCUAGCCAAGGGGGUGGAUCAGACAUACCUAGAGACAUAUCCUCCUAACCAGCAUAAGACAUGGCCUCCU
Daldinia loculata is the source of this 1740-nucleotide messenger RNA. RefSeq lists its product as uncharacterized. The record is from RefSeq and is a predicted model, not a curated record. Bases 685 to 1584 code for a protein of 299 amino acids. The transcript has 2 exons. Lineage: Eukaryota; Fungi; Ascomycota; Sordariomycetes; Xylariales; Hypoxylaceae. Gene Ontology annotation, molecular function: zinc ion binding.